Messenger RNA from Somion occarium, 2368 nucleotides. The record is from the annotation of a GenBank genome assembly. NCBI's taxonomy places the organism in Eukaryota, Fungi, Basidiomycota, Agaricomycetes, Polyporales, Cerrenaceae.
GUGGGCUAAGUUCAACGAACUCGGACACUUGACGCAGAAAGUCCCGCGCAGAUGGACUUUCGACCGGACCUGCAAUUGGGAGACAGGCCGUUGAAGCUUGUCUCAAGAGGCGUAGUUCCACCAUGCUUAGAUCUAACUACACACUCCGAGUUUUCAGAGUCCUUCUGUUCCCACAAUAUCGAAUGUCGAGCACCGGUUCAACGUCUCUCAGACAUCCUGACCAAAUCUUUUCAACCCCACCACCUCCGCUGCCACCUUGGACUGGACCUGUUUCGCCCUUACUAAAGCAAUCUUUGACUGUCUCACAACUGAACUGGACCAAAUCCAGUGAAGACGAUAGGACACUCUCCCGAGUGCUUUGGUUCCUCCAGAGAACGCUUCGUUCUGUUCACAAGCGAAAGGUGACAUGGCCGGCAGAGGAAUCCAUUCCGUCUGAUUUCUCGCCGAGCGAGUACUUGAUGACCGUGAUACUACGGCCUAUAGCAGACCUCUUCAACCAAUUACACUCUCCUAGCGUCCUAAAAACACCCAUGAAGUGCAUAAGUGUGGAUCUUGGAGACUCCACCUACGGUGCGACUUUUGAGGCCGAAGACUUCGGCCCCCAGAUGCUUGCUGCUCCAAUUAUUGCGUUGCUGCCCGACGACUUGUUCAAUUCCAGGGGUGAAGUGUCUCCACCCGUUCAUUCUGCUCUCUCAAAGGCUCUGGGAUGUAAACCAUCGAUCCCCUCCAUCAUCGUGACGAACUUUACGGACAUCGCCGUCUUUGUGCCUCCUUCUCAAAGGCCUACUCGAAGGCGUGCAGGAUACACUUUCGAAAGGGUAUCGACCAAUCAACCCUGUUUGGCCUUGCGAGUGAUUACCACUGCGUAUCUUCAUGAUGCGCUCCCUCCCGGAGAGUUCAUUGAAGAGCCAUAUCCUGAUUUGGAAUUUGAUGAGAACCUCAUUCUUCCAGAAGGACCACCGAAAGAUCCCAACCAACCUUUGGCAUCAGACGAAAAGGUUUUUGCGACACAUCGCUGCCAUUCCGACUUCGACAUUGCAACAUUGGUACGGGACCGCGCGAGAGCACUUCAGUUCUUCCGUUGGCAUGAACACGUCCAAAGACAAUACUCCAAACUCGUCGCACAUCCUUAUGACAUACUUAACGCUGUAUCAAACGAGGUUGGACAAAUCGUUACAAACAUUCGCCCAAUCUAUCCCUUCAAUGUCUCCGAAAUCCCGUCGGACACAAUGACACAUCUCAAGUCAGUACAGCGCGAUUCACCUCUCAUUGCUGCUGGGAUUGCCGAAUCCUUCGAAAAGAGCAAGUCCUUCACACUAAAGAUUCAGGAUGUCCUCUCGGAAGGCUCGAAGCGCAGCAUUUGCACCGUUUAUCGCUGUCAGAUAAUCUCUAUCGACAAUAAAGCAGUCUCGUCUCCGUGUCUGUGUCUCAAGCUGUUCGAUGACCGGUUUCAGCAUUUGAAAAAUCCAAAUGAAGAUGAUGAAGGACUGGACGAACCUGUUCAUCAUUGGUUCGAUCGACUGGUAGUCGCUGAGAUGUAUGCCCUCAACGAAGCUUUCGCUUAUGACAAACUUCGAGUAGUAGAAGGGACGGUUCUCCCUUGGUUCUACGGAAUGCAUCGGUUUACGCUCCCUGACGGAACGGUGCUAUAUGGUCUCCUAAUGGAAUAUAUCGAGGGUUGGUCAAUUGAAUCUGAAUUCACACAGAAAUUGAGUGCUGAUAGGCAAAUUAAAUUGAUCCAAAGUUGUCGGCAUGCAGCACGCAUUCUGGAUGUUGCCGAUGUCGGCCAACGAGAUUGGCACCAGGGUCAAAUCAUGCUCUACACGAACCCAAGAACCAAACUUGACCAUGCCAUUCUGAUUGACUUGGCUUCGACGACACAGACAUGGUUGCCCGGCCAACUGAACUACCUUGAUAAUUACUUCGGUGUUCUCCAUGUCUUAUUGGGUGGACAAGGACAUGUUGGGUUCGAUACAGAGCUGGUAUGGAAAUACUUUGGAGAACCAGAUGAUUGGGAUCCAGUCGAAGUGUUUAUUCCUUAUGGUCCGAACAAGAAGCCGAAGGUUGUGAAGGCCAGGGACAUCUUUUCAUACAUCUCUUCUGCUUAACUUGUCAGUCUCGCUGUCUACACCCCCACUUUGACUUCAGCUAGAUCAAAUAUAAACUGUUAGCUGACUAUCCGGUAGUGUUUAUCCAGGCGGUGAGGAUGACCAUUGGCUGAAAAGGAAAGUCGGUCUGGCUGAUUAGGAAACUCCGGCCGGUGACCCCGUCUACACAAGACCCCUGAAUAUUCUCACAUAUGUUACUAUGUGUCUUAGGUCACGCGGAUUUUUUUCCGUCCUACUAGUAGUCUGAUACCCGAUCCAAG